Etheostoma spectabile (orangethroat darter) is the source of this 5110-nucleotide messenger RNA. RefSeq names its product regulatory associated protein of MTOR, complex 1 (gene rptor). The coding region runs from base 488 to 4564 and encodes 1358 amino acids. Gene Ontology annotation, biological process: regulation of autophagy; cellular response to amino acid stimulus; positive regulation of cell growth. Gene Ontology annotation, molecular function: protein-macromolecule adaptor activity; protein binding. The record is from RefSeq and is a predicted model, not a curated record. The transcript has 36 exons. NCBI's taxonomy places the organism in Eukaryota, Metazoa, Chordata, Actinopteri, Perciformes, Percidae. Gene Ontology annotation, cellular component: TORC1 complex; cytoplasm.
GACAGCCCCGUCGCAGCGCCGCCCCAACAGUGCAUUCUGGGUCCAACCCAAGAUGGCUGCGCCCUUGCAGAAGUGCUGAAGAAGUACCUCUCCGGAGAGAUUCUCGGGAUUGUGAUUGCUUUCCACGAAUACCAUCACACGAAAUCAGCUACCAGAGUCGCUGGUUUGUAGAACAAGCCCACAGUGUCCCGGAAAUCGAUAAGUGUGGCCGGUGGUUGGUGUGGCUGUGGCAGACUGUCCGUGUGAAGAUGGGCCUCGUCUCCAGCCCCUUCCCAUAGCGAAGAGCCGUGGGGAGAGGAGCCGCAGAUUCCCCUGCAAACACGCACCCGUCCAAAUUGGAUUUGACGGGUUUGACAUACUAUAUAGACUGUGGACGCUGCCCUACAAUUUUCUAACCAGGCUUGUUUGUGCGACAGUAUCUGUCCUCGUCCGGAGACGGAGAGGUUCCCCAGCCCGGGUUGAUUAUCCCACCGUACCAAGAGCCCUGAUGAAAAUGGACUCAGACCUGCUGCAUUCGCCGGCUGUGGGCCUCACGGAGGAAGAGGAAGCCGACAUGAACGACUGGAAGCUUCCCCUGGCCUUCAUGAAGAAACGACACUCGGAGAAGAUCGAGGGCUCCAAGGCUUUAGCGCAGAGCUGGAGGAUGAAGGACAGGAUGAAGACUGUGAGUGUAGCCCUGGUGUUGUGUCUCAACGUGGGAGUGGACCCUCCUGAUGUGGUCAAGACCUCCCCCUGUGCCCGACUGGAGUGCUGGAUAGAUCCUCUGUCGAUGAGUCCACAGAAAGCCCUGGAGACCAUCGGGGCCAAUCUGCAAAAGCAAUAUGAAAACUGGCAACCCAGGGCGCGUUACAAACAGAGUCUGGACCCCACGGUGGACGAGGUGAAGAAGCUGUGCACGUCGCUGCGACGCAACGCCAAAGAGGAGCGAGUCCUCUUCCACUACAACGGCCACGGGGUGCCCCGGCCCACGGUCAACGGAGAGAUAUGGGUCUUUAAUAAGAACUACACCCAGUACAUCCCGCUGUCCAUCUACGACCUGCAGACGUGGAUGGGCAGCCCGUCCAUUUUUGUCUACGACUGCUCCAACGCGGGGAUCAUCGUCAAGUCGUUCAAACAGUUCGCCCUGCAGAGAGAGCAGGAGCUGGAGGUGGCAGCCAUCAACCCCAGCCACCCGCUGGCCCAGAUGCCCCUGCCGCCCUCCAUGAAGAACUGCAUCCAGCUGGCCGCCUGCGAGGCCAGCGAGCUACUUCCCAUGAACCCGGACCUCCCAGCAGACCUGUUCACUUCCUGCCUCACCACGCCCAUCAAGAUCGCCCUCCGAUGGUUUUGUAUGCAGAAGAGUGCCAAGUUGGUGCCAGGGGUGACGUUAGACCUCAUCGAGAAGAUCCCUGGCAGGCUCAAUGACAGACGCACUCCCCUCGGAGAGCUCAACUGGAUCUUCACAGCCAUCACCGACACCAUCGCCUGGAAUGUGCUGCCUAGAGAUUUGUUCCAGAAGUUGUUUCGUCAGGACCUGCUGGUGGCCAGCUUGUUCCGCAAUUUCCUGUUAGCAGAGAGGAUAAUGAGGUCGUACAACUGUACACCGGUCAGCAGUCCCCGUCUGCCCCCUACAUACAUGCACGCCAUGUGGCAAGCGUGGGACCUUGCCGUGGACAUAUGCCUUCUCAGCUCCCUACCAUCAUUGAGGAGGGCAACCGCCUUCAGACACAGUCCUUUCUUUGCGGAGCAGCUGACGGCGUUUCAGGUGUGGUUGACGAUGGGCGUGGAGAACAGAAACCCUCCUGAGCAGCUGCCAAUCGUACUGCAGGUCCUCCUCAGUCAGGUGCAUCGGCUACGAGCUCUGGACCUGCUCGGGUGCUUUCUGGAUCUGGGUCCCUGGGCCGUCAGUCUGGCCCUGUCUGUGGGGAUCUUCCCCUACGUAUUAAAGCUGCUCCAGAGCUCAGCCAGAGAGCUGCGGCCGCUGCUGGUUUUCAUCUGGGCUAAAAUCCUCGCUGUGGACAGUUCAUGUCAAGCUGACCUAGUGAAAGACAACGGACACAAGUACUUCCUGUCGGUGUUGGCGGACAGUUACAUGCCAGCUGAGCAUCGAACCAUGGCUGUCUUCAUAUUGGCUGUUAUUGUCAACAGCUACAACACAGGACAGGAGGCAUGUCUACAGGGCAACCUGAUAGCCAACUGCCUGGAGCAGCUGUCAGACCCCCACCCGUUGCUCCGCCAGUGGGUGGCCAUUUGCCUGGGCCGCAUCUGGCAGAACUUUGAACCGGCGCGCUGGUGCGGAGUUCGGGACAGCGCCCACGAGAAGCUCUACACCCUGCUGUCAGAUCCCAUCCCCGAGGUGAGGUGUGCCGCUGUCUUUGCUCUCGGGACCUUUGUGGGAAACUCUGCUGAGAGGACGGACCACUCCACCACCAUCGACCAUAACGUGGCCAUGAUGCUGGCCCAGCUCAUCAACGAUGGCAGCCCUGUGGUCCGCAAGGAGCUGGUAGUAGCACUGAGUCACCUGGUGGUGCAAUAUGAAAGCAACUUCUGUACAGUUGCCCUCCAGUUUAUAGAAGAGGAAAAGAACUACACAGUGCCGUCACCAGCCAACACCGCAGAGCCUGGUAGCCUGACUCCGGUGAGGGACAGCCCGGCCAUCCCACGCCUGCGAUCGGUCAACUCCUACACCAACAUCAGAGCCGCUACCACUGCCCGCAACCUGAACAAGAGCCUGCAGAACCUAAACCUCAAUGAAGAGGGUGGACCAGCAGCCUUCUCUCCUGGUAACCUGAGCACCAGCAGCAGCGCCAGCAGCACCCUGGGGAGCCCCGACAAUGACGAGUACAUCCUCUCCUUUGAGACCAUCGACAAAAUGAGACGGGUGUCCUCUUAUUCUUCGCUCAACUCCCUCAUAGGUGUGUCCUUCAACAGUGUUUACACUCAGAUCUGGAGAGUGCUGCUACAUCUCGCUGCAGAUCCUUUUCCUGAAGUGUCAGAUCUGGCCAUGAAGGUUCUCAACAGCAUAGCAUACAAGGCAACAAUGAACGCUCGGCCCCAGAGGAUCCUGGACUCUGGAUCUCUCACCCAGUCGGCCCCGGCCAGCCCCACCAGCAAGGGCACGCACAUCCACCAGGCCGGUGGGUCUCCUCCCAUGCCCAGCGCCAGCAGCUCCAGUCUGACCAACGAGGUGCCCAAACCCCCAGCCAGAGAGCAGCCGGCCACGCGACCUCCCUACACCCCCACAUUGGGAGGACAGGCGCCCCACUCCCACCAGUUCCCCCGCACCCGCAAGAUGUUUGACAAGGGACCUGAGCAGGCAGGUGAAGAUGGUGACGAGCCGGGCAGUCACAGGAACUACAUCAGUGCCGCCCUCCAGACGGGUCUGUGUGAUUGGAGCGCCAAGUAUUUCGCUCAGCCUGUCAUGAAGAUCCCAGAGGAGCAUGACCUGGAGAGCCAGGUGAGGAUGGAGCGCCAGUGGAGGUUCCUGAGAAACACUCGCGUGAGAAGGCAGAGCCGAGGCAUCACGCAAAGGGGUGUUUCCCGUCUGGAUGAUCAAAUAUUCAUCAACCGCAACCCUGGAGUACCAUCUGUUGUGAAGUUCCACCCCUUCAACACCUGCAUCGCUGUGGCCGACAAGGACAGCAUCUGUUUCUGGGACUGGGAGAAGGGCGAGAGGCUGGACUACUUCUACAACGGAAACCCUCGCUACACUCGCAUCACGGCCAUGGAGUACCUGAACGGACAUGACUGUUCAUUACUGCUCACUGCAACAGACGAUGGAGCGUUGCGUAUCUGGAAGAACUUUGCCGACCAGAAGAACCCGGAGAUGGUGACGGCGUGGCAGGGCCUUUCCGACAUGCUGCCCACUACCAGAGGUCAGCCCACCUCCAGCGCUCACAGUCUGGCCAGGAGGGUCUCCAUCUAUCUUGACAGAAGUAAGCAAGGAGGUGCAGGUAUGGUUGUGGACUGGGAGCAGGAGACGGGGCUCCUCAUGACGUCUGGAGAUGUCCGAGUGGUCCGGAUCUGGGACACGGACCGGGAGAUGAAGGUCCAGGACAUCCCGACAGGAGCAGACAGCUGUGUGACCAGCCUCUCCUGCGAUUCGCAGCGUUCGCUCAUCGUUGCCGGUCUGGGUGACGGAUCUGUUCGCGUGUUCGACAGGAGGAUGGGUCCAAAUGAAUGUCGGGUGAUGACCUACAGGGAGCACGGAGCCUGGGUGGUCAAAGCUCAUCUACAGAAGGAGACAGACGGACACAUUAUCAGUGUCAGUGUUAACGGAGACGUUCGAUUCUUUGAACCGCGCUCACCGGACUCCAUCAACGUGCUGCAGACAGUGAAGGGGUUAACAGCCCUGGACAUCCACCCACAGGCCAACUUGUUUGCCUGCGGGUCGAUGAACCAGUUCAUAGCGGUCUACAACGCUAACGGCGAUGUGAUCAGCAACAUCAAGUAUUAUGACGGCUUCAUGGGACAAAGGAUCGGGGCCAUCAGCUGCCUGGCCUUCCAUCCGCAUUGGCCCCACCUGGCGGUAGGCAGCAACGACUACUACAUGUCCAUCUAUUCAGCAGAGAAGAGGCUCAGAUAACACACCAGCAUUCAUCACCCCCCGCCCCCCAACUCCAAAUCCACCCCAUAUGACUUCUGAACCGGAGCCCAGAGCCCCGGGAUGUAAAUGACGUCUUCGUUUUGUACAUAUGCAAUUCCCACCCUGAAUGUUCUAGUGAUGGCUGCUGACAAAAGCUUGACUGCUACGGACGACGAUAUAUAUUAUUAUUAUUAUUCUCACUGUUCAUUCAUAUUCUUAUUAUGAAGCUAAUGAUUGUAGACUUGGCUGUGCUGAGGAGUGUGUGAUAUUUAAAAUAGCGUAUACUGAAGAUUAGAAGUUCUAUUUUAAAAGAAGUGGUACCCACCGGUGACCGGGGACUCGCCCUCGCCACGCAGCAAGCCUCACUACGUCAACCAACUGUGACCCCCGCCAACCGGGGGGGGGAGGGGAGAAGGGGGGGAGGGGUCUCCCACAGAGGGCGACACACAAACUGUUAAAAACACAUUCACUGGUGCAGAAAACACAGACUGGCCCUCCACUGGACCCCCCCCCCAUGUGUUCUGAACUCAUUUUAAAAGGCGGCUC